UUUCUUUUUUUAAUGUCUCUUCUUUAAAUAUACUGUCGUUAUUUUCUGCAUGCAUCCUUGCCUUUCGUGUCCCUGGGUCGACAUGAGCUUCGUUUAGUAGUCUGUGGAAAAGUAAGGCGUCACUUCGUUCAGUUUUGCUGCGUUUCCUGACGGCUAGCUAGCGGAGCUAUUGCUAGGAUGGAGAACUCAGAGGCCGGUCUGUCAUCGAGGUCUCUUCCAGCGUUGGACCGGAGCGUGUCGAGAUCCUCCGGCUGUCCUGAUCAGCAGCCGGACUCGACCAGGUCCUCAAAGCACAGGGACCAACCGUCCAGGUCACCUAGGAGACGGAGGGAGGGGAAGAGGUCACAGCAGCGGGGGGAUGAUCACGAGCACCGGCUGUGGGAGAUGGAGAGGCGGAGGUUGCCAGGCCAACACGAGCACUUGGAGCCCGCCGGUUCAUCGUGCGGCGCAGCGGAAAGCUCUCCUAAGAGGAGAGCUCACUUUCUGCAUGGACCGUAUCCAGCCACUCACUUUGGACCCAAAGCCUGCAUUCUUCCCAACCCAACUUCAGUCAUGCACAUCCAGGACCCGGUCAGUCAGAGGCUCACCUGGAACAAAGCUCCGGUCAACGUGCUCGUCAUCAGGAAGAUCAGGGACGAGAGUCUGGUCGAGCCUUUCAAAGAGCUCUGCAGGUUUCUAGUAGAGGAGAAGCAGAUGAUGGUGUAUGUGGAGCGCAGGGUAGCAGACGACGCCACGCUGUCGAAGGACGAGGCCUUCGGCUCCAUCCGCAAUCAGCUCUGCACCUUCAGAGAGGGUUAUGACGAUAUCUCUGACUGCAUCGACCUGAUCAUUUGUCUGGGUGGCGAUGGGACGCUGCUUUAUGCCUCUUCUCUCUUUCAGGGCAGCGUCCCGCCAGUGAUGGCGUUCCACCUCGGCUCGCUGGGUUUCCUGACUCCCUUCAAGUUUGAGUCGUACAGAACCGAAGUGGCCAAAGUGUUGGAAGGGAACGCGGCCAUCACUCUGCGCAGCCGUCUGAAGGUGAAGGUGGUGAAGGAUAUGCUUCAGAGGACGGGGCAGCAGCCGGAGAGCAGAGAGCCGCAGAUGGAGCAUAACGGCCUCCUUCCUCAUGGACACACCAACAGCGAGGCUGGGAAGGUCACCCUGCAGCUGCAGGUGUUAAAUGAAGUGGUGGUGGAUCGAGGGCCGUCUUCCUAUCUGUCCAACGUUGAUUUGUACCUCGAUGGGCGGCUCAUUACUUCAGUCCAGGGAGACGGGGUGAUCGUGUCCACGCCCACUGGCAGCACGGCGUACGCAGCUGCAGCAGGAGCCUCGAUGAUCCACCCAAACGUCCCCGCCAUCAUGGUCACACCCAUCUGUCCACACUCCCUGUCCUUCAGGCCCAUCGUGGUUCCUGCUGGAGUGGAGCUCAUGAUCACUCUGUCCCCCGAAGCGAGGAACAACGUCUGGGUGUCGUUUGACGGCAGGAGGAGGCAGGAGAUCCAGCAUGGAGACUGCAUCAAGAUCACCACGUCUUGUUACCCCGUGCCGUCCAUCUGCUGCCAUGACCUGGUGUACGACUGGUUCGAAAGCCUGGCGCAGUGCUUGCACUGGAACGUUCGCAAGAGGCAGGCCCGACUCGCUGACGUCUCAGACUCUUCGGACACGGAGAACUAAAAGAACGACGGCAGAGGAGAUCAGGUUCGCUCCGAGAUAUGAUGAGAAAGCACCAGACUGUGACAGAGGCAGAUCAGUGUAACACUGCUGCACUGUACAGGCUGUUAUAGUGAGUUUACCCCUGAGUCAUAGUAUCUUAAUGCACACUGCGUUUUAAUUUGUCAUUUUUAUGAGAGCAUGCAGACACCUAAUGCAACAUGAGCAUUGAGGAGAUCAUAGCACUCCCCAUACAUAAAAAACAGCAUGCUAUUGGAAAAACUUAGCAUAAAAACAGCCUGAAUAAAUAAAACCUAAGUAGACUGAACUUCCUAUUACAUGUAAAUUUGUACAUAUAGAUGUCUAGUUUAAAUGUAUCUGUUAUAUUUAUGUUCGUAUACGUCAGCAAGUUGAAAAUAUUACUAACUGCUUACCUGAAGUUUGUGUUUUCCUGCAGCAUCUAGAGCCGUCAUUUUGUUUGCACUGUAGUUACGUUUGAAGCUAAAGCUGCACUCAGACUGUACAGGACUGCAGCACAACUAUGUGAAUUUCAUGUUUAUGAAACUGACAAAUAAUGAUGCAGAAAGAAAGCCAUAAUGUGAAAAUAAAAAGCCUGACAACUGUU
Molecule: messenger RNA, 2254 nt
Organism: Xiphophorus hellerii (green swordtail)
Lineage: Eukaryota; Metazoa; Chordata; Actinopteri; Cyprinodontiformes; Poeciliidae
Gene: nadkb
Product: NAD kinase b
Biological process (GO): NAD+ metabolic process; NADP+ biosynthetic process
Molecular function (GO): NAD+ kinase activity
Source: RefSeq, a predicted model, not a curated record